UCAUUCCAAGAGUGACACACUAACUGACAAGAUGUCCCGGGAAGAGUCGCUUCAUAUUAUUAGGAAGUUUUUCGUAGAUAUAUUUUUAAUAUCAGGAUUGGUGUUAGCUAUAUAUGCAACACAAACAUUUUGGGUGCCCUUCGAGAGGGGUUUCUUCUGUGGAGACGAGACUCUAAUGCUUCCGUACAAGAAUGACACCGUAACCACUCCAAUGCUUAGGCUUUUCGGCCUCGGGUUACCUGUGUUAGCUUUUCUCGUUUGCGAGUGGGUGCUACUUCGCAACGUGACAGAUGAAAAACGCAUUUUAACUCUGUGCGUGCCAGCGUGGCUCCGAGGCUUCUACUGCCCGCUGGCAUCUUUCGCCUUUGGUACUUGUUUCAUUGAACUAACCACCAACAUCGCAAAGAACGUUAUUGGCAGACCGAGGCCGCAUUUUUUUGAUCUUUGCAAGCCUUCAAUAGACUGUAGUUUACCAGAAUGGCAGAAACGUUACAUCCAGCCGAACGAAUACCAAUGUUUGGGCGAACAGACGGAUAAAUUCAUGGACAUGCACAUGUCAUUCCUCAGUGGACACUCCGCGUGGUCUGCGUUCACGAUGUUCUAUUUAGCUUUAUAUUUAGAGAAGAGGGUGGUAUGGCGUGGGACCCGUGUGCUGCGUCACUCAUUGCAGUUCGCGGCUGUUAUGUUGAGCUGGUUCACAGCUCUUUCAAGAGUUUCUGACUACAAGCACCAUUGGAGCGACGUACUGGCUGGCUACUUCCUUGGACUUACAUUUGCUGUGCUUAUAUGGACAUGGGGAACAGAUAUAUUGGAACCUAACAAGAAACACGAUCGUUUACCGCUUCAUGAUUCGCCUAUGCAACAGAUACAAAUGGCUGCACCGGCAUGAUCGUUAGCAUGCUUUAACCAACACAUUACAUUGUUUUUAAUAUAAGGUAUAUAAUAACAGAAUAAUUGAGUACAUACUCUACAUUCUGACAAUAUUGUAGAGCGUCAACAUUAAUAUCGUGAGUGAGUGAGUGAAAGUUAUGAGCUUGUAGCAAAAAUGUAAAUGUGUGUCUUAUGUAUACCAAAUAAGUAAUAAAAGGAUCUCAUUUAGAAAAAAAUAAACCAAAAAACCGCCAACGCAAAACCUACUAGCAAUUGCGCAAUAUAUAAAAAUAUUGCCUUUAGUUACAAUUUUGUCAAUUUAACGAUUACUUAAAAUCAUUUUAAAAAUUAAAAAUAUUAUAUUAUAUUAAAAA
Molecule: messenger RNA, 1244 nt
Organism: Nymphalis io (European peacock)
Lineage: Eukaryota; Metazoa; Arthropoda; Insecta; Lepidoptera; Nymphalidae
Product: putative phosphatidate phosphatase
Exons: 6
Coding region: 32-889 (285 amino acids)
Biological process (GO): signal transduction; phospholipid metabolic process; phospholipid dephosphorylation
Molecular function (GO): phosphatidate phosphatase activity
Source: RefSeq, a predicted model, not a curated record